CUGCGACACUAGACGUCAACAGACAUGGCGGAUAAUAAAGAGAAGCGCCGGUCUGCCGUUAUUCCUCCAGCCAUGGCCGACAGCAAAACGGCCAAAUGCGACAGCGACCGGGAGUUUCUGGCCCAGGCCGGGGUGGGCGAGCUGCUCCGGGGCGCGAUCCUCAAAAUGGUGGAGGCCAGAACAGACGACCCCAUCGGGUUCUUAGCGGACCACUUUUGCAACCUGGCCUCUGUGAGCGACGCUGGGACAGGGGGCAGCGAGGGGGACGAGAUGAACAACGGGACACUGGGGGGACGCGCCCACGAGCAGCAACGACUCAACCGCGCGCUCUGGCACCUGCGUUUGGCGCACCACUCGCACAGAUCAGCCUUCAGCAACAAUGUUCGAGUGGCUUAUGACCUCCUGAACGAGCCCUCCCCUCCGCCCUGUCCGCCUGACCUCCAGAUGACCGACACAGAGGGCUCCAGCUCCAUGGGCCCCUCAGGCUCAGAUGGAGAUGGAGGAGGUGUCCGUGGAGGCCUUUAUACCCAAACCCUCCAGUGCCUGUGCAGUGAGGGUGGGGUCCCUGCCUCCACCUCUGCCCCUCUCCUCCAUCGCCUCCACUGUCAGGACCACGAAGCUGUACCCUAUGAUGUGUUCCGCCAUGGGGUGCUCACAUGUGCCGUCUUCUCCGAUUACAUCCGCCAAGCUCAGAGGCUGUACGCCGAAGUGUGCUGCCCAGACGAGGAGCCUGUCUCUCGGGCACUGGGCAUGGCGGUGAUAGGGACUCUGAAAGAAGCUCUGGAGACAUCACAAGGCAGUGAAGCAAGACGUAGUGUGAAUGCGAACACUAAAAGCAACUCAGGUCUAGAAGCCAAUGUUAAAGCUCUACGGUAUUUGGAGGCCAGUGCUAAGCUGUCUCCAGAUCAGUUAGCUCAGGCCAUGGCCACAGCACAGACUAGAGGCCCUGGGGGUAGUAUGGAUGCUAAGGAGUUUGAGAAUGCAGCUGCUGAAGUGUUUAUAACAAGGGUCAAAGUUUUGUCAUAGGGAUUACUGAGUAAAAGAGGUGAACUAGCAGCUAUAGCCCAUCACUCAUAUUAACCAGUCUACACAUUUACAGGCUGCACAGUUUUGUUUAUUGGGCUGCCCAUGUUGUUAUGGGGUUUGCAAAGCAGACAAGUUACAUGGUAAUUUAUUGAGAUGUCUACUUCAAUGUAGCCUGAUGUAGCCUAUCUCCUUCCUGUCACAUUACUCAGACUCUGGGUGAGCAGUGGGAGUUAAGUGUGUUGUGCAGGGACACAACAACAGAAUGUUCAGACACCCACAUGACCAUGUGGCUACAAGGCACAUACUUCUUAACAGUGCACCAGACAAUAGCUUUGCAGCAGCCGAUGAACUUAUGAAGCGUGUCCUGUUUAUCGCAUCUUCACAUCAGGAACACAUGGCCUGCAAAGUCUUGUGUGUGUAAUAAUAAACCAUGAAUGUGUGUCUCUUUAAUAC
Molecule: messenger RNA, 1479 nt
Organism: Periophthalmus magnuspinnatus
Lineage: Eukaryota; Metazoa; Chordata; Actinopteri; Gobiiformes; Gobiidae
Gene: tpgs1
Product: tubulin polyglutamylase complex subunit 1
Exons: 2
Coding region: 25-1026 (333 amino acids)
Biological process (GO): protein polyglutamylation
Molecular function (GO): microtubule binding
Source: RefSeq, a predicted model, not a curated record